Messenger RNA from Zootoca vivipara (common lizard), 1504 nucleotides. NCBI's taxonomy places the organism in Eukaryota, Metazoa, Chordata, Lepidosauria, Squamata, Lacertidae. The record is from RefSeq and is a predicted model, not a curated record.
UCCGCCUUCCCGAAGAAUGCACCUGCAGGACUGUUUUACAAUAAGUCUCCCGGACUGAAAACAGCACCUUAGGAGGGCACCUUCUUCCGCCAAGAUGAACUCAUCCAAUCAACCCAACAUCCCAGACCUUAACUUGAGUGCUCUUGGGAGCAACCUAACUGUGCCCACCGUCAAGACUAAGGCAUCAACGUGUGAGCAAGUGGUCAUAGCAACGGAGGUGUUUCUCAUACUUGGCAUUGUAAGCCUUCUUGAAAACAUCCUAGUUAUCUGUGCCAUAGUUAAGAACAAGAACUUGCACUCUCCUAUGUAUUUCUUUGUGUGCAGCUUAGCUGUUGCUGACAUGCUGGUCAGCGUGUCAAAUGCCUGGGAGACCAUAACCAUAUAUUUAUUAAACAAUAGGCAUCUAAUUAUUGAAGAUGUUUUUGUACGCCACAUAGACAAUGUUUUUGAUUCCCUGAUAUGUAUAUCUGUUGUGGCUUCCAUGUGCAGUUUGCUAGCUAUUGCAGUAGACCGGUAUAUCACUAUCUUUUAUGCCCUCCGUUAUCACAACAUAAUGACGGUGAAAAGAUCAGGGCUCAUAAUUGCAUGCAUUUGGACCUUUUGUACUGGCUGUGGGAUCAUCUUCAUCCUUUAUUAUGAAUCGAAGUACGUCGUCAUGUGUCUCAUCACAAUGUUCUUCACUAUGUUGUUCCUCAUGGUCUCGCUGUACAUACAUAUGUUCCUUCUGGCUCGUACUCAUGUCAAGAGGAUAGCAGCCUUGCCAGGAUACAAUUCCGUUCACCAGAGGACCAGCAUGAAAGGUGCCAUCACCCUGACUAUGCUGCUGGGCAUCUUCAUUGUCUGCUGGGCUCCAUUUUUCCUCCAUCUCAUCCUGAUGAUAUCCUGCCCUCAGAAUCUCUACUGCAUUUGCUUCAUGUCACACUUCAACAUGUACCUCAUCCUCAUCAUGUGCAAUUCAGUUAUUGAUCCCUUGAUCUAUGCCUUCCGAAGCCAGGAAAUGAGAAAGACUUUCAAGGAGAUCAUCUGCUGCUACAGCAUAAGAAUGGUCUGCGGACUGCCCAGCAAGUAUUAGGGGAAAUGUGAAUUUGGGUUAAAAGAACAAAACGUCUUAAGAGGUUCUCUAGAUGUUGUUGGAUUUGAACCUGCCAUCAAAAUGGUUAAUGGGAUGAUGGAAACUGUCGUCCAACAACAUUUGGAUGGUCACAUGUUCCCCACCCCUCUUCUACACAUUUUAUUGUUCUAUAUGGAAUGCUAUGUCCGGCUUGUGAUAGUGAUCAUUUCAGUGUGGGAACCUGAAAUUUCUCUCGCUGAAAUUACUCAUUUUAGACAGUUUUCCAUGGGCUCCCAUAAACAUGAGUGGCAUCUCUUUUACUAUAUGAAAGCACUUAGGGUAGAGGAGAUAACCCAACACUGACACUGACACACACAGAGACUAAAUAAUUGUGCAAGUGGAACUACUUCUACCCCAUUCUCCUUACCCUUUAAUUUUUUCCGGAGGGUUUCC